UAGGAGUUCUUGUAUUAAGAGUUUAUGAAAAAGCUGCCAUCUGCAAGAUUGAUGACACAUUCAAGUGUGUGUUCAAGUGGUGCCGUCUACACGCAGCAGUAACCGAAGUGUCAUUUCAAGACCUGCCUGUGCAGCUGGUGUCUUUAACACCUGCCCUCAAGGUUUCCGUAGUGGGAGCUGGAGAGCCAACUACAAAAGGCAGAGGGGGGGCUCUGUAAAGACACACACAGUCCGUCCUUUGUCUCUGUGCCACCAUGAUCCACGCGUGCUGCAUCCUAUACGUCCUUUUGAUGGUCACUCUCGCUGGGGCUUCUGAGAGUGGCAUAGUAGGUGGUAAAGUUACAAAGCCUCAUUCUAGACCCUACAUGGCUUCACUCCAGUACCAAGGAAAACAUUCAUGUGGUGGGAUCCUUAUUCGGGAGGACUUCGUUCUCACUGCAGCGCACUGCCAAGACUCUCAAACCAUGACAGUGGUACUCGGAGCACAUGACGUAACUAAGAAAGAGAAAAGUCAGCAACAUAUCAAAGUGGCCAAGUACUAUCCAUAUCAAAAAUUCGAUGGAACAAUCGACUAUGACAUUAUGUUACUGAAGUUGGAAAACAAUGCAACACUGAAUAAGUACGUGAAAACCAUCGGACUACCAAAGAAAAAUGGGAAAAUCCCAGCGAAGAUCAAAUGUGUUGUUGCCGGCUGGGGUAAAACUGGACCCAAUGAGUCUGCCUCACCUGUUCUGAAGGAAGCCACGGAGACGAUUCAGUUCCCCUCUGAGUGCAAUAAGAUAUGGCAAAAAUAUUUCACUUCUGCACGAAUGAUUUGCACCACAUUUGGCAAAAAGGGAGGCGUUUGCCAGGGUGAUUCUGGUGGACCAAUCCUCUGCAACAAUAAGGUUCAAGGUUUAACAGCUUUUACAAGGAUAAAUGAGUGUGAUAAUCCAAAGUACCCCCAUGUCUUCACAAAAGUUAAUUUCUACUCUGCCUGGAUUAAUGAAACGAUGAAGAACUAAAAGUUGAUUUAUUCUGCCUUCUCUUCAUGAGCUCAUUAAAUCAUGUGGCUUAGUACAGAAAUGAAAAAUGAAUUGUAUUAGAUUUGGAAAUUUUUUGAAAAAAUGCACUUUACUGCAAAUUUCCUGCUAUUUACAUGAUUAUUGUUAUUAGCUGCAGUAUACACAAGUGAGACACAAGAGGUGGGUGGGGUGUUGAGUGAGCGUGACGGCUGACUCGUCGCAUAAAAUCCCGCAGCUGUGAUCACACCGCAGACCACCGUCAGUCAUAGUGCAGACUUUUGAAGUUGAACCGUUUUCUGUCUGUGAAACCAGUCAUCUGCAGAAGAAGAAAAAAAGAAAAGGUGCAGUGAAAGGAAUAGUUCCCCUUACAUUUACAAUUUAAUCUAUGUCAGUCAAGACUACGUUUUCACUUAGAAGUGAGAAUUUCUUCAGCAGAACAAUACAGUGCGGAACAACAGGGAAUUUAUUCAUCGUAAUUUUUGUUAAAACUAAUAAUAAAUAACAAUAAACUGUGCAACUCUCA
Molecule: messenger RNA, 1527 nt
Organism: Mugil cephalus (flathead mullet)
Lineage: Eukaryota; Metazoa; Chordata; Actinopteri; Mugiliformes; Mugilidae
Product: granzyme B-like
Exons: 5
Coding region: 255-1004 (249 amino acids)
Biological process (GO): proteolysis
Molecular function (GO): serine-type endopeptidase activity
Source: RefSeq, a predicted model, not a curated record